This is a messenger RNA of Aphis gossypii (cotton aphid), 1974 nucleotides long. Its product is annotated as zinc finger BED domain-containing protein 4-like. Lineage: Eukaryota; Metazoa; Arthropoda; Insecta; Hemiptera; Aphididae. The transcript is spliced from 6 exons. Bases 1 to 1974 code for a protein of 657 amino acids. The record is from RefSeq and is a predicted model, not a curated record.
AUGGAAAAUUUUUUUAAGCCACGUACAGUAAAAAAAGCUGAAUAUUUCAGUGAAAAAGAAGUAGAUGAUCCACAAGAAGAAAUGUGUAGUACUUCUUCAGAUUUGCAUAAAACAUCUAAUAUAUAUAACAGCCAUGGCACGGAUUCAAGCCCUAAUGACCCUAUUGAUCCUGUAUUGGUUGAUGACACAAGCAAUAUAACUGCAGUGAGACCGUCUAUGCCUUGGCCAGGAAUUGAAAAGUUUUUUGUUUGUAAAGGCAGUAAAGGGAAUAAUUUGCUUGUGCAUUGUGUAUUAUGCGAACCUUCAUCUAAAUUGUACAGUGUUUCAAAAACCACACCAUCAAACCUUAAACGACACAUAAAUAGAGUACAUCAAUACAAACAAAAUGAUUUUGAAAAUGCUUUGAAUGAUGGUAAACAAAACUGUGUUAUUAAAAAACAGUGCUUUGGUUUGGAAGCUGAUCAAACCACAAAACCCUUGAAUCAGUUAACACUAGAACGUUGUGGAUCUGGUAAAGAAGGUGUUUCUCAGCACAAAUUAAAUGAUUUGCUAUUGAAAUUUAUUGUGAGUAAUACUCAACCACUGAGUGUGGUUGAUAAACCAUCGUUUGUAAAUCUAGUUAGACUAGGUUUACCAAAAGAUUUAAAGGUUAUGUCCAGUAAAAGUUUAAAAUUACAAAUUGAAAAACUUUAUUUAUCCAUGGUAGACAAUAUAACUAAUACAUUAUCAUCAGUUUUGUAUGUAUCUACAACAGCUGAUUGUUGGACCAAAGGAAAAAAGAGCUAUAUUGGGGUUACAUGUCACUGGAUAAACUCCAAAAGUUUUAAAAGGGAAUCUGUAGCAUUAGCAUGCUGUCGUCUUCAAGGUCGCCAUACUUAUGAUGUUAUUGCAAAGGCAUUUAAUACUUAUACCAAUAAUUCAGAUUCUUAUGAAGACUCAGAUUCGGAUGAUGACAAUGAGAAUGUUGACUUGUUUGAUAUAUUAAAUUCAACAUCUGCUUUAGAACAAGAAUCUGACACAUUUAUUCAGUUACCUCCUCACUAUAGAUGCUUUUAUAGAAAAAUGAUUGGAAAAUGUUCAGCAGUGUGGUCUAAGCAAAACAUGUCUCCUUUAGCAGCUGAAAAAAUACAUGAAACUUUAGGAGUUUAUUUUAAAACACCAAAUAAAACUAGGUGGAACUGCAUGUAUGAUGCUUUAUUACAAUUAAAAAACAUAUUAAAUGCACAAAAUGGAUUAGACAAGAUCAAUCAGGUAUUGGACUAUUGUGAAAUACAACGGUUCACACUACAAGAAAUUCAACUGAUGAAUGAGUAUUGUGAUGUUAUGUCACCUUUAGCUGAUACCUUGGACUUUUUACAAGGGGAAGAGAGUAUGUACAUGGGCUUUUUACUGCCAAGUCUAUAUGCGUUGGAAAAAAAAUUGAAAGCGAUUGACAACGAAAAAUUAGUUUACUGUACACCUCUUUUACAAAUAAUCAUCGAAUCUAUUAAAACAAGAUUUGAAUCAAUUUGGAAGAAAAACGAAUUAAUAUUAGCAUCAUGUUUAAUUCCAAGGUUCAAACUUAUUUGGCUUGAUAAAUAUAAUCAGUGUUUGGCUGAGCAAAAUUUGAAAACUUUGUUCUACUGUUCAGAAAACGAUGAAAAUGAAACAAGUGAUAGUAGUGAUACUACAAACAAACAUUUUGACAAAGCACAAAAUUUUUUUUGUCUUCCAUUGAACAAUCAACCAAAAAGUUCCUCUGCAGAUGAAAUAAAAAUGUACUUGAAAAGUCCAUUGAAUGAGAUAAAUAUGUUAUUGUCUUAUCCAAAAGUUAUGAAAUUUUUUUUGGAGUAUAAUACACCAAUGCCCUCAAGUGCUCCUGUCGAGAGACUGUUCUCUACUGGAUCCAAUAUAAUGACCGUUAAACGUUACAGAUUAGGUGAUGAACUAUUUGAAAAAUUAGUUCUUCUAAAACAGAACAAAAUUACUCUUUAG